AUGGAAGCGGAUGACCCGCGAAUAAUCGGCAAAGACAACGUUGUGCUCGUCGAAUUUUUGGAUCCGGACGCCGGCGAGCCGCAUCCUGAACACGUUCCCUUCAAGCCUGGCCAGAGUCUCGACGAAGCCCUUGAAAGUCGACUGAGGGAUCGCGGGCUGUCCGUCGAGGGCGUGUCGUUCUUUGUUGAGGGCUCCACCACCCCACUCCCUGAAGGUGCCGACGCGCGCAAUCUACAAGGCUACAAAAUCAUCGUCAGAAGUCGCUCGACGAUGCGCGUGUCGCGGAAUGCGCGGACGACGCUGUCGAUGGACGAGACGGUGGAGAGGGGCAGGAAGGUGUCACAGGACGCCAUCUCCCGCAAGACGUCAUUCGUCAACGCCAAGAUGCUACAAAUUCGUGAGACCCGAUUUGACAAGCCGCAGGGUCUCAGGGCAAUGCCAAAAAAUCGUGUUAUACCCUCGAGAUUGGCGAAGCAAUACGCCACUGCCAAUCUGCCGUCGGGCAAAGAGAAAGGCCGGCGUGCCGCGGCCGAGCAGGGCAGCGUCCAAAUGUUGAAAUGUCCGGAUGCGUCGAGCGCGCAUCGCCACUCCCUUCCCCAAAAUGCGCUGAUUCCCGAGAUACUCGUGCGGAAGAGCGUCGUGUUGCGGAAGACGGCUUCCGCUUUGCAUAUACAGCUGGCCAAAUCGAGGCAGACGUCGGAUUGCAGCCGAUCGAAUGGAUCGGAAGAGGUGCUGGAUUCGGCGAGGAGCCGCGAUUCAUCGCACAGAGAUCUGACCCAUCUCGACGAGCCGGGAUGCUCGGAAAGCCUCCAAAUUGACGACGGGCUCUCGUCGAAGCGUAUCCGCCCCCAAUCGACCUCACGUAUCUCGCUGUUCUUUGGAAAGGAAAAGACGGAAAUGCUGAACCGGCUGAACUCGUUCCGGGAAGCCACCCACCGCCCCGACCCCCGGCUCGACAUUGAGGAAUCCUGGAGGGCAAUUGUGGAUCCGGCUACGAUGCAAAACCUCUCCCGAAAAGCCCACGACCAGCAGGAGGCAAUCUGGGAGAUUGUCAACACCGAGUACAACUAUAUUUCGCUUCUACGAACGAUGGAAGAGCUCUCCUGCAGCCUCACCGACCUCCAGCGACACGGAUUUUUGAAAGAUAUCGAUGCGCGCCGAGUCUUCCUCAACUACACCGUGCUCUGCCAAGCCAAUGCCGACUUCUGGGAUCGAGCCAUCUUCCAUAUGCUAUCAGAAGCGAGAAAAAAGCGCUGUCCCCUCGACCCGAUCCACCUGUGGCGCGGCUUCAUCGAUAUCCAAGAAUGGUCCCGGUGCUACAUCGAAUUCCACCUUGGCCACGACGUCGCCCAUGCCUACAUCAGCAAAAAGGCGAAAGAGCACGAGCUGUUCAGAGAAUUCUUGACGUGGGCCGAAUCUCAAGACGGGAUGCGGCGUCAAAAACUGCUGGACAUGCUGAAGUGCCCGAUGCAGAGGAUCACGAGAUAUAGCCUUCUUCUAAAGGCGGUACUCCGAACCUCUACGGACAGCGAAGAGCAAUCCAUGCUCCAGUUGAUGAUCGAUCGCGCCGACUCCGCGACGUACCAGCUCAACUUCGAGAUGAACAACAACGACCUGCGGGUGCACCUCAUCGACGUGAUGAAGAGUAUAGAUGGAGCGGAUUACUAUGAUAGCGAGGAGUUCGAGAAGGUCUUCUGCACCAAACAAGGCCCUCCCCGCGGUCAACCCAACCUCGUCCAUCCGAUGGCCCUUCGCGGCGGCUUACACCGACUUCGACGAGUUCACAUGCGUGCUGACGUCAAGGUCAAGGAGGGACGCCAAGGAGCGAAGACCGAUAUGCACUGCAUCAUCUUCACCGACAUGGUGCUCAUGUGCAAGAACCCGAACAAGAAGGGCGACAAGCUCAGAAUCGCCCGGCCACCAAUUCACAUUGGGAAAAUCUGGUGCCAGCAGCUGCCGGAUCAAGCGUGCAGCUUCUACAUGAUUGUGAUGAGCGACUUUGACGUCCCGGCCGCCAUGUACACAAUGUUCACCGCCAGCAUGGAGGAGACCGGCCGAUUCCAGGAGAUGAUCAGAACCGCCAAGGAUGAGCUGUACCAACUUCAGAAAGAGGCCUCACCGCUCGACGAGUUCUACAGGGGCAACAGCUUCCGGACGUUCGACUCGCCGACCCACUCGCUGCAGUCGGUGGUCCAUCGCAAGAGCAGCAGCAUGGACAGUCAGGUCGUCGCGGCCGCACAUGCUCAUCUACAGCACAUGAGAAGAGCCGGCACGAUCUCAUCAACCGAGCAGCUCGACAGAGGGAUGGGUGGAGAGUGGGCCGGGCGGCAACCUCCUGCUCACAAGCUGUCGGUAGCGUCCUGCCACGCGGCGCCGAUUUCGCAGAGCAAGAGCUCAGUGGAUUUGCAUACUAAUGGACGCGCCCAAAGCCCCGAACGACCCAGAGCCAGAUCCCGCUCCAACUCCUCGGGCCCAGAACUACCCGACGACCACGAUAGAUCCAGAACCCCAUCCCCUACCCGCGAAAAAUCGGCAUCAAGAGCUUCGCGCCUGGAUACCCCGAGGGAUACACCAAGAACCUCAUCACCCCAACCGAACAGCCCCGAAGACCGCUCCACCGGAUCCCCGGCCCUCCUCGUCACUUCGACUGAGGAAGACGAUCAAACGCCGUCUGGGAGUGGUCGCCGUUUUGAGAAGCGCUACCACACGGCCGAUGGGAUCGACGUGUUGAAGCCGAAGGGCGGACCGAUGCCGACCGGGAUCUUGAAACGCUUCUCCUGGAACGUCUCCUCCGCCGUCGGCGCCAGCAGCCGCAAGAUCAGCUCCAGGAUGCAAGAGCAGCACUCCAGACGCCACUCCCAGAGCUCGACCGCCGCUUCCUCGGAGUCGUUUGGGUCUUCGACAUCCGGAAUUUCAUCUUCGACCGGAAGCCACUUGGAUGGAGGACGAGACGAUGAGGGUAAAACCCACGUCUCGACCAUCUGCAUCGGCGAGGACUCGGAUACGCUGAAUGGAUCGCUGGAUUCGCCCCUUCAAACACUUCCCGAAUACCCACCGGAAGUGUCUAUUAAUGGCUGUACUGCUCGAAAUACUCCGCCUAUCGUCUGUACACCCCCUGUUGCUGAUGAUGACGAUCAGCCCGUUCUCCAACCCCCUCCAAUCAUCCAUGAGCCAUUGGUGUCCCCGCCCCUGCCAGCCACGCUUCCGCCGCAGCCCACGGGGCCGCCCUGCUCCGUGUCGCAAAAGAUGGCCAUGGGAAUCGGGCCGGAGCACCAGCUCCUCAAGUUCAUCAUGGACAACAAGCUGGAGACGUCUGACGUC
This is a messenger RNA of Mesorhabditis spiculigera, 3321 nucleotides long. The record is from the annotation of a GenBank genome assembly. NCBI's taxonomy places the organism in Eukaryota, Metazoa, Nematoda, Chromadorea, Rhabditida, Rhabditidae.